Messenger RNA from Antechinus flavipes (yellow-footed antechinus), 799 nucleotides. RefSeq names its product gamma-glutamylamine cyclotransferase (gene GGACT). Gene Ontology annotation, molecular function: gamma-glutamylaminecyclotransferase activity. The record is from RefSeq and is a predicted model, not a curated record. The transcript is spliced from 4 exons. NCBI's taxonomy places the organism in Eukaryota, Metazoa, Chordata, Mammalia, Dasyuromorphia, Dasyuridae. Bases 272 to 742 code for a protein of 156 amino acids.
GGCAACAAAGGAAGAAUAGCUAAAAACAGACUGAAUGGGAUGGAAAAGCAUGAAUUCCCAUCUCGGGGAUGAUCUUUUCAUUGACGUGUGCAAAAGGGGUAGCUAGAUGGCGCAGUGGAUAGAGCACCAGCUCUGAAGUCAGAAGGACCUGAGUUCAAAUUUGGCUUCAGAUACUUAACUCUUCGUAGCUGGGUGACCCUGGGGACAUGGUUCUUCCUGAAGGAUCUGUGUUUGUUAUUCCAAACACAAUCAGAAAGCUUCUUUAACCAGAAUGGCGUGCGUGUUUGUAUAUGGUACCCUUAAAAAAGGCCAACCCAACCACAGCUUCAUGACCACUUGUACCAAUGGGAUAGCAGAAUUCCAAGGCCGGGGUCGCACAGCAGAUCUAUAUCCUUUGGUGAUUGGAAGCAAACAUAACAUUCCCUAUUUGCUGAAUGUCCCAGGAAAAGGACACCAUGUUACUGGAGAGAUCUAUUCUGUUGAUGACCAGAUGCUGCAAUUCCUUGAUGAAUUUGAAGGCUGCCCAGACACGUAUCAACGCACUCCAGUGAGGAUUGAAAUAUUAGAGUGGGAAGGUAAAAGCAGUGCACCUGAGGAGAGGCCAGCUGUUAACAGCAUUAUGGAAUGCUUUGUGUACAGCACAACUACCUACCCGCCAGAGUGGAUAAAUCUCCCUUACUAUGACAAUUAUGAUUCCUUUGGGAAACACGGCCUUCGUUAUAAUCCACGGGAAAAUAGAUGAAAAAUGGUAAGGAACAUUCGUGAGUAAGAAGAUGAAUAAAACACAUGUUGAUUAUAA